UUUCGUAUCUAUGGAGCCGUAGCAACAACAAAAGUCUAGUUCGGAGCGAAAAUUCACCGAGUGCAGAUGCCGUAACCUAGAAAAUUCUUCGUAUAACCGAAUCGUUAAAAUUUUCAAGUUCAACUUCCUUUUAAUUAAUAUAAAAAAAUAUCGUACAACAUCACAAAAAUGCCUUGCGACGGAAAGAACAAGUCCUGCCAGCAGAGGCGCGAACUCUUGCACCAGCUCAAGUGCCUCAUCAGUACGAUGGAACGAAAAAAACCGUGCGAAUGGGACGAGGAGCCGUGUCCACCGGAGCCGUCAAAGUGUCGGGUGGUGGCCUGCUACAAGCCAUCCCCGUGUCAGCCCCUGGUCUACAAGUCACCCUGCGACCCCUGCAGCCCUCCGAUGAUGAUCUGCAAGCCGGACUGUCCCCCGUGCGAGCCUAUCUGCGAGCCUCUCUGCAUGCCGCCCUGCAAGCCGAUCUGCCAACCGGCCUGUAAACAACUGCUUUGCACGCCAUCGGUGCCCUGCAGACCAGCUUGUCCACCAGCUUGCCGACCGGUGUGUCCGCCGCCUCCUUGCCAAGUGGUCUGUCCCGUUCCCUGCCGACCGGGAUGUCCGCCUUCGCCCUGCCAGGUCAUCUGUCCCGUGCCAUGUCCACCGAAGUGCUCACCUCCGUGCCAAAUGACGUGCCCCAUGCCAUGCCCUCCGAAGUGCCCACCGUCGUGUCCACCUACGUGUCAGGUUAUGUGCCCGGUACCGUGUCCACCAAGGUGCCCACCUCCGUGUCCGCCAAGGUGCCCAGCUCCGUGCCAGCUGACGUGCCCCAUGCCAUGUCCUCCGAAGUGCCCACCGCCGUGUCCACCAACGUGUCAGGUUAUGUGCCCCGUACCGUGUCCGGCAAGGUGCCCACCUCCGUGUCCACCUCCAUGUCCACCAAAGUGCCAGGUCAUGUGUCCUGUGCCGUGUCCACCGAGGUGUCCGCCUCCGAAGUGCGCACCGAGGCUGUGCUACACUUCCUGCUCACCGCCCGAGCCGAAAAUGAUCUGCGCACCUCUGAAGCGGUGUAAAAGCUUUGAGCUGCGGAGCAGUCUGAUGCAAAAGUGCCACUGCAUCAAGAGGAACGGCUUGCAGGACAGAUGCCUCAUGAUGGACUGCAUGGGCUACCCCGAGUGCAUGACCAAGUUGUUCCCCAUUUGCGAUCCCGGGCAGUGCGCCUUGUUGAAACUUUGUUACUUGGGCGGUUCGUAGAAAACUUUUAAGGACGUAAAUACCGUCAACCCUAACCUGUCGUUAACACUCAUCGCUGUUCAAACGUUUUCCCUUUUGAAUUCUACACGAGUCCAUGUUCCUUGUUAUUACAGCCUAUGCAUAAAUGUAUCAUAUCGCCGUCUUGAAUGUACAAUAGUUGGCUGCAAAAGCGCAAAUAAAAUAGCAAAAGUCCCGUAAUACCCAACCAAAA
Messenger RNA from Nasonia vitripennis (jewel wasp), 1444 nucleotides. RefSeq names its product keratin-associated protein 10-1-like. The record is from RefSeq and is a predicted model, not a curated record. Lineage: Eukaryota; Metazoa; Arthropoda; Insecta; Hymenoptera; Pteromalidae. The transcript has 3 exons. Bases 169 to 1233 code for a protein of 354 amino acids.